This is a messenger RNA of Mauremys reevesii (Reeves's turtle), 1598 nucleotides long. RefSeq names its product immediate early response 5 like (gene IER5L). Bases 212 to 1318 code for a protein of 368 amino acids. The transcript has a single exon. The record is from RefSeq and is a predicted model, not a curated record. Lineage: Eukaryota; Metazoa; Chordata; Testudines; Geoemydidae.
UCAAGGUGCGGGCGGGGGGCGAGGGGGGUGGCGGUGGCACGGGGGCGCAGGGCGCACCGGUGAUGGUGGCUCCCCUCGGAGCGCUGGCGACCCCCUGAGAGAGCCACAGAGAGAGCGAGACCCCCGCCACCCACCCCCAGCAGCCCCCAGCCCCUCCCCGGCCCGGGUGGAUGCGGCCCGGGGUGUCUGGCUGCCAGCGCGGAGCGAGCAGAUGCUGGGGGGCCGGAGGAGGAUGGAGUGCGCCCUGGACGCCCAGAGCCUGAUCAGCCUCUCCCUGCGCAAGAUCCACAGCUCCCGCACCCAGCGCGGGGGCAUCAAGCUCCACAAGAACCUGCUGGUCUCCUACGUGCUCCGCAACGCCCGGCAGCUCUACCUGAGCGAGCGCUACGCCGAGCUCUACCGCCGCCAGCAGCACUACCAGGAGGGCGGCCUCCUGCUCGCGGCGCCCCCGGGCUGCGCGCCCGCCGGAGAGAUCCCCCCGGAGUUCAGCCCGCUUCAGCUGGCGGCCGAGCCCGAGGACCCGGAGCCGGGCAUGCAGCAGCCGCGGAGCUGCGGGCUGGGCGGCGCGGCUGGGGGAGCCCUGGGAAGAGGCGGCGGCGACCUGCUGGAGGUGCCCGUGUGCGCUGCGCUCCUGCCCGGUGCGCCCCAGGAGGACGAGCCGCUGGAGCUGCAGCCUAGCCCGCCCCAGCAGCCGCAGCCGGCGGCCCCUUCGGCGCUUCGCAGAGACUCUUCCCCCGGCUUCUACCGGGGCGGCGGCAGCAGCGCUUCUCCGGGGCUGCUCUACCCGGUGCCGGCGAGCUGUGACUUCGGCAGCCCGGCGCCUCCAGGCUCGGCCAUGAGCGCAGCGAGCGGCGGCGCCUCGGCGCAUUGUAGCAGCCGCACCACGGUGCUGGACCUGGACACCCAUGUGGUGACCACGGUGGAGAACGGCUACCUGCACCAGGACUGCUGCUCGCAGUGCCCGUGCUGCUGCCAGGGCGCCGCGGGACUCGGCGCCCCGCCGCCUACCCCGGGCACCAAGCGCAAGUACUACCCGGGGCAGGAGGACGAGGAGGACGGGGACCCGGGAGGGGUGGCGGUGGGGGGCGGCUCCCCCUUCUCCCCUUGCAGCAAGCGAGCCCGCUUCGAGGACUUCAGCCCCGAGCAGCCCCCGGACUCUUCCAACAUCUCCAACUUGAUCUCCAUCUUCGGCUCCGGCUUCACGGGGCUGGUGAGCCGGCAGCAGGCGGACUGUGAGCAGCCCCUCAACGGGCAGCUGUGCGGCAAGCAGGCGCUGGCCAGCCUGGGAGCCUGGACUCGAGCCAUCGUGGCGUUCUAGGGGCGGGGAUGGACGCGGGGGGGAGCGAUCCCAGGGACACGGACUCCGGAGGGGCCCCUGAAACAAAGAGGGGCGGGCGGGGGAGGGGAAGCCGAGCUCAUGUUUUCUAAACUGUACAAUAAAAAUCGCAGAUCUUGGGACUUUAUUUUUGCAGAGAUGAAAAGCACCUAUUUAACUAUUCCGUGUGUCCGCUCGGGCUUUAUUUUGUAUUGAGUGCGGGGGCGACGCGAGCCCGGGAGCCUGCCACGUGAGGCGAGGGCUGCUGCCCGGGGGAAGCCGU